AUGUCCUUCAAGAACCCACCAAGUUUACAGGGACUUGGCGGGGACAGCCAGUUGGCGGUGGGAACCUGCGAGAUAGUGAUGCUCAACAGAGACAGCAGUGUUCCCAGACGGACCAUCGCCAGGCAGACGGCUCGCUGUGCCUGCCGGAGAGGCCAGAUCGCUGGCACCACCAGGGCGCGGCCAGCCUGUGUGGACGGUAGGUCGAGCGACCUCUUUAACCCGGCGGGUGGGCAGAUGUUCCAGAUCACAGCUGGCGAGAGUCAGCGGAACAGUCCGAGUCAUUAA
Menidia menidia (Atlantic silverside) is the source of this 285-nucleotide messenger RNA. The record is from the annotation of a GenBank genome assembly. NCBI's taxonomy places the organism in Eukaryota, Metazoa, Chordata, Actinopteri, Atheriniformes, Atherinopsidae.